AUGUUCUCGCAUUUCGAUUUACUCCUGGGUCCGGCACCACAGGAUCCUUCCCCGCAUGAUUCACAAGUCAUCAAUGCGUGGACGAGUUUUCCGCAAACUGGCUCCGUACUUGACAACGAGUCCAUUUCUGAUGGAGAGCAAGGAUGGGAGUCGGUGUUGGAUGUUUAUGAGCCAAUUCCAGAAGGGAAGAAUCUGGUCAUCGACCGAAUCUUGACUCGCCCGGACGCAGAGCAACUUUUGGACACACUUCCAACUCUACUACUGCAACCACACGGGCAAGACAUAUCCGGAGAAGUCGCAGAAAUAAUCGGUUAUGAUGAUAUGGACCUUGUCCUGGAGAUUCUGGAGUCGCGGGAAGGAGUAGGAAAACAGCUUGACGAUCUUAAAAAAUCGCGUGCCAAAUCCACGAAUCAUUCUGUCGAUUAUUCGAGCCUCUCUGAAGAGGAUGCACGUCGGCGAAUGGAAGAAAGCUUCCGCAAAAACGCCGCUCGACCUUUGUUUUCGGGUGUUGCAGAAGCUGCGCCCGAAGUCCUCCCUCAUAUAUAUACGUCCUCUUCAAUGGUACAAGGGAACGUGCUUUCGCAGUUUGGCACUCGAUAUCUGCUACCUAUGGGAACAACUCGAGAAACUCAUGACGUAUACGAGGAAGUUGUUAUACCUCCCGCUAGGCCGGUUCCUCCUCGAGCCACUGAGCGACUGAUUCCCGUGACCGAGCUAGACCCUUUGGCACAAGGCUCUUUUACCGGCUACUCUGCGUUGAACCGCAUCCAAUCGAUCGUUUAUCCCACUGCCUACGGAUCCAACGAAAACAUGCUCGUCUGUGCACCAACUGGCGCGGGCAAAACAGAUGUUGCCAUGUUGACUAUCCUGCGGGUGUUAGACCAACACCGAACACCGUCUUCUGGGUCCGUGUCUAUUGCUUCAACGAUCAACAGGAAUUCGUUCAAAAUCAUCUACGUUGCUCCGAUGAAGGCUCUCGCAUCGGAAAUCGUUCGAAAAUUCAGCAAACGCCUCAAAUGGCUCUCGAUCCAAGUUAAAGAGCUCACCGGCGACAUGCAACUGACCAAGGCUGAGAUAGCUGAAACACAAGUCAUCGUCACAACUCCCGAAAAGUGGGAUGUGGUCACAAGAAAACCAACGGGAGAAGGAGAGCUUGCAAGCGCUUUGAGCCAGAACUCUUCGCCAGGCACGCUAUUUCUCUUUGCCUUGAUCACUAAUAUGUUUUUGCAGGUGGAGACUAGCCAAUCUGUUAUCCGGAUCGUUGGCUUGAGUGCUACACUUCCGAACUACAUGGACGUUGCCGAGUUUCUGAGUGUUUCCCGAUACAAAGGCCUCUUCUAUUUCGACUCUUCCUUCCGGCCCGUACCUCUGGAGCAACAUUUCAUUGGUAUCAAGGGAAAAGCAGGCAGUUCUCAAUCGAAGAAAAACCUGGAAACCGUUACAUUCGACAAAGUGUCCGAACUCGUUCAGCAAGGACAUCAAGUCAUGGUGUUCGUCCACGCAAGGAAAGAGACCGUCAAAUCAGCUCAGGCACUGCGGGAGGCUGCACUUUUGAAGGGCAUCUCCGAUGACUUCAGUUGUGAGGACCAUCCGCAAUGGAGCCAGUUCCGUAAAAGCAUAGGGGAGUCGCGGAACAGAGAAAUGAAGGAGCUUUUUGACCAUGGGUUUGGAAUUCAUCACGCUGGGAUGUUGCGUUCAGAUCGAAACAUGAUGGAAAGGAUGUUUGAAGCCCGCGCAAUCAAAGUCCUGUGUUGUACAGCCACGCUUGCGUGGGGUGUCAAUUUGCCCGCGCACGCAGUCGUGAUCAAAGGAACACAAGUCUACGACAGUGCCAAAGGUUUAGUCCUGUGUUACAUUCGUGUGUUAUAUCAAACAAUGUUGGCAGGCGCUUUCGUCGACCUUUCCGUCCUGGAUGUGUUGCAAGUUUUCGGACGCGCAGGCCGUCCAGGACUCGAAUCCAGUGGCGAAGGCUACAUUUGUACUACAGAGGACAAACUCAAUCAUUAUCUCGAAGCUGUUACAUCUCAGAAUCCUAUUGAGUCCAAAUUCCGAGGCGGAAUGGUAGACUCUAUGAACGCUGAAAUAUCGCUUGGAACAGUCGCGAAUAUCUCGGAUGCCGUCAAGUGGCUGGGGUAUACCUACCUCUUUGUCAGAAUGCGCAAAAAUCCGCUCGUAUAUGGUGUUGUGCCCCAUGACGACGAUCCACAACUGGCCCUUCAAAAGACCGAGUUGGUGGAGAUUGCAGCCAAAAAAUUAGCGGACGUGAAAAUGAUAGAAUUCGAUCGCACAACCCAUCAACUCAAAGCGACGGACCUUGGCCGAAUCGCAUCCAAGUACUACAUUCGACACUCCUCGAUCGAAAUCUUCAACAAAAACUUUCGGCCAAAGAUGACCGAAGCGGACGUCCUAGCCAUGCUUAGUCUAAGCACUGAGUUUGAACAAAUCCAAGUUCGAGAGUCAGAAGCCACUGAACUCGAAAGAUUGGAGGAUAUCAUUCCCUGUGAUGUCAAGGGCGGGGCGACUACCAGUGAUGGAAAAGUCAAUAUACUCCUUCAAGGCUUUAUCUCGCGCCUACCCGUCGAAGAUUUUGCUUUGGUCUCUGAUAUGGCCUAUGCCGCCCAAAAUGGCGGCCGCAUUAUCAGAGCUCUGCUCGAGAUUGCCAUCAGUCGGAAGUGGGCCAGUGUAUCCGCCGCUCUCAUGGGCUUGAGCAAGGCCAUUGAAAAGCGGCUGUGGCCGUAUGAUCAACCUCUCAAACAAUUCGACCUUAAAGGCGACAUAUUCUACAAUCUUGAGCGGUGGGCUGACGAAUGGUCUCCUGCAGAGCUUGCCGAUGUUAGCGCUGCGGAGCUUGGGAAGCUCAUUCAUCUGAACGAAGGUCACGGUAAAGCCCUGUUGAAUGCUGCGAAACAAUUUCCCUCGACUCGUGUCUCUUACAAGUUGCGCCCACUUGGGCAUGAUGUCCUGAAAAUCGCCGUGACCAUCACACCUACCUUCACAUGGUCUAAGGUUCAUGGUAAUAGCGAACCAUUCUGGCUGUGGGUGGAAGAUCACGAAGGCGUGAACAUUCUGCAACUCCAUCAUCUUGUUUUCCGGUCCGACACCAAGGACAUCGCGGUCGAUUUCGUCAUCUCUAUACAAGACGGGCAGAAAUCACCUGCCCUUACGAUUAGAUGGGUCUCUGACCAUUGGAUGGGGGCCGAGAAUGAGACAUUGGUUUCUCUUGAUGGUAUCGUGAUGCCAUCGGUAUCGCACAGCCACACUGGGCGAUUAGAUUUGCCCUUUUUGGCAACAUCAGUUGUGCGGAACCAGGCCGUAGAACAAUCAAUCCUGCGUGGCCGUAUUCACAACUUCAACUCGAUUCAAACCCAAGCCUUUUGGACGCUCGCCAACACAUCAUGGAACUCACUGCUGUGUGCCCCAGGAAGCAGCGGCAAGUCGACAAUGAUGCGGAUCGUAGCAUGGCUAGAGGUCUCAAAAUCCCCUGAGGCAUGGGUUCUUGUUAUUGCUCCAACUAAAAGCGCAGUCGUUGAACUUCUCUCGGAGUUCCGUGUGGCUAGCCUCAGCGGUGUUGUCGUAGCCUCCACGACUUCGCUCACCAGGCCCCAAGGAAAGGCCAUCCACCUCAUCACCGCUGGAGACUUGCUUCGGGCCAUUUCUCAACGUGAUCCAAAGCUUCCUUUACGCGGACUGAACCUCGUUUUGUGCGAAAGCCUAGAGCAGCUUAAUCCCGCAUAUGAACUCGGUAUAUCACUCCUGCGACAUGCCGUGCAGGUCUGCCCGACUAGAUUUAUCGGGAUUUCCAACUCUCUUCGCGAUCCAACCGACAUGGCGACAUGGUUGAAGGUUGAUUCACCAGCACUGUUCAGCUUUAUGCCCGCAGACCGUGACCAAUCACUAGGGGUCUCGACUCUAACCUUCACGGUUCCACACUCGGCAGCGCUGUUCAAGGCUAUGGCCAAACCGGCAUAUACUGCGGUUGCCGCUGGCGAAUCCUCUAUUGUGUUUGUUCCCUCACGUGCGCAAUGUCAACCAAUAGCAUACGACCUCAUCACGCAAUGCGCCCUGGACCGCGAGACAGACAAAGGUUUCUUGCCUGAGACUGUUUCUCCAGAGCGUCUUGAGGAUUAUCUUGCUCGUUUCCGGGACUCCAGGCUGAUCGAUGUCGUUUCUCGUGGGAUAGGCUUCUUCCACGAGGGCAUUCAGCGCUCUGACCGCAAUCUCAUGCUCGAGCUCUAUGCUGAAGGCAUCAUCCGCGUCCUCGUCGUUCCGCGAGAUUCUUGCUGGACAUUGCCGGUCCGGGCCGGAGUUGUGGUGGUGAUGGGAACUCAAUACAUCCAUAUGUCGGCCGAAGGUGGCGACCGUCAAUUGCGUGACUAUGAGCUCGAAGAGAUGGUACGGAUGCAGAGUCGUGCUGUUCGGCAUGCUGGGAGUGGCCAUUUCCACUUGUUUUGUCAGGCCGAGGCCAAGGACACAUUUAUGCGGUUCCUCUCCGAUGGGCUCCCACUCGAGUCUUCGCUCAUUGGCUCGCCUGAACUGUUCUCUUGGUAUCAGUCGCGUGCGCAUCUGGAUAAGCAGCAGAUUGUUGACGCACUGUCGUUUACAUUCCUCGCUCACCGGAUUGUCAGCAACCCGACAUACUACGACUGUGUUGGCUCUUCCAGGGACGAGAACCUUUCACGACUGGUGGAUGAUCUAGUUUACAGCGCCACAUCUUCUGGGCCAUGA
Messenger RNA from Mycena indigotica, 4725 nucleotides. RefSeq lists its product as uncharacterized. The transcript has 23 exons. NCBI's taxonomy places the organism in Eukaryota, Fungi, Basidiomycota, Agaricomycetes, Agaricales, Mycenaceae. Gene Ontology annotation, cellular component: nucleus. Gene Ontology annotation, molecular function: nucleic acid binding; ATP binding. The coding region runs from base 1 to 4725 and encodes 1574 amino acids. The record is from RefSeq and is a predicted model, not a curated record.